AUGGGCAUCAAGGGCCUCACCGCGCUCAUCUCGGACGAGGCGCCUGGCGCGAUCAAGGAGAUGGAGAUCAAGACGUACUUCGGACGCAAGGUGGCCAUCGACGCGUCCAUGUCGCUGUACCAGUUCCUGAUCGCGGUGCGUCAGAACGACGGGCAGCAGCUCAUGACCGAGUCGGGCGAGACGACGUCGCAUCUGCUCGGCUUCUUCUACCGCACGCUCCGCAUGAUCGACUACGGGAUCAAGCCGAUGUACGUCUUCGACGGUACGCCGCCGGACCUCAAGAAGGAGCUGCUCAAGAAGCGGUUCGGGCGGCGCGAGGAGGCGCGCGAGCAGGAGGAGGAGCAAAAAGACGUUGCCGACGUGGAGAAGAUGGACCAGCUCGCGCGCAGGCAGGUGCGUCCCACACGGCAGCACAACGAGGAGGUGCGCCAGCUGCUCAAGCUCAUGGGCAUCCCCUGCGUCAUUGCACCCUCCGAGGCAGAGGCGCAGUGUGCAGAGCUCGCGCGUGCGGGUAAAGUCUUCGCCGCCGGAUCCGAGGACAUGGACACGCUCACCUUCGGCACGCCCAUCUUGCUCAAGCACCUCACUGCGUCUGAGCAGAAGAAGCUGCCCGUGCACCAGGUGGAUCUGCCCAAGGCGCUCGAGGGCCUGCAGAUGGACAUGCGCCAGUUCAUCGACCUCUGCAUCCUGCUUGGCUGCGACUACCUCGACCCCAUCAAGGGUGUUGGCCCCAAGACCGCGCUCAAGCUCAUUCGCGAACACAAGUCGCUCGAAAACGUCGUGGAGCAUCUGAAGGAGGAAGGCAAAAAGUCGGUGCAGAUCCCGGAGCAUUGGCCGUUCCAGGAGGCGCGCAGGAUCUUUGAGGCUCCCGACGUGCAGAAGGGCAAGGAUCUGGAGCUCAAGUGGGAGGCACCCGACGUCGAGGGCAUGGUCAAGUUCCUCUGCCAGGACAAGGGUUUUUCGGAAGACAGGGUGCGAAAGGGAUGCGAGAAACUCCAAAAGUCGCUCAGCCAGAAACAGCAGGGUCGUCUCGACGGCUUCUUCACCGUCAAGUCGGGCGCACCCGCACCAAAACGCAAGGCUGAGGACGACAAGAAGCCGAAGAAGAAGGGCAAGAAGUGA
Moesziomyces antarcticus is the source of this 1122-nucleotide messenger RNA. Its product is annotated as PIN domain-like protein. Bases 1 to 1122 code for a protein of 373 amino acids. Gene Ontology annotation, cellular component: nucleus; cytoplasm. The transcript has a single exon. The record is from RefSeq and is a predicted model, not a curated record. Gene Ontology annotation, molecular function: 5'-flap endonuclease activity; DNA binding; 5'-3' exonuclease activity. NCBI's taxonomy places the organism in Eukaryota, Fungi, Basidiomycota, Ustilaginomycetes, Ustilaginales, Ustilaginaceae.